AGACUAUCCUCGUUUAUCAUAUUCUCACUUUCAAAGAUUUGUGUGUAUAUCUAUAUAUAUCGGAGAGGGAGAGAGAGAGAGAGAGAGAGAGAGUCCAUUUUAUCACCUUUUCGACUUGUUUCCCCUCUGCCUUUCCUGCAACUUUUCUUGCGCACAACCCUUUGAUUGUAUGAAAUAGGUAGCACUUAAUAAGAUGAGCAUGUUAAAUGGAAAUUCCAUCAGAGUCUUCGUGAUCUUUUUCGCCCUUCUGCAACUAAGCACAGCGACAGCAGCUUCUUUUAAGAAGAAAAGAGUAUUCUCAUAUGAUGGAUUCGAUGAUAGUCAUCGGUCAGUACUCACCCUGUUAAACAGGGAGUCAUCCAACAUUCAUGGUGGAGCUCUUCAGCUAACUCCUGACACCACCAACGACGACAUGAUCGCAAUCCACUACAACAAGUCUGGCCGCAUUAUGUAUAACAAACCCUUCAGGCUUUGGUUGUCAGACGACACGUUGGCCUCCUUCAGCUCAGCCUUUGUUAUCAACAUCUUCAGGAAUAAAAACUGGACUGCUGGUCAUGGCCUUGCAUUUCUCAUAGCCCCCAAUAUUUCAAGUGUUCCGGCCAAUAGUUACGGCCAAUGGAUUGGUCUCACCAAUGCCUCCACCGAUGGUAGUGUCGACAACCAAAUUGUAGCUAUCGAAUUUGAUACCGUAAGGCAGCCAGAUUUCGACCCAGACGAUAACCAUAUCGCGCUUGACAUCAACUCAGUCAAAUCAGAGAAGUUUGCUUCUCUCGAUGAUGAUAAUAUAAUAUUAUCACCAGAAGUAGGCACCAAUUACAUGGUCUGGGUUGACUACAAUGGUACGUCCCAGCUGAUGGAGGUGUACAUGGUGGAAGAAGGGCAAGAUAAGCCCUCAAAACCCCUUCUCAGCGCCCCCAUUAACCUGAAGGAACACCUGAAACAAGAUUCCUACUUCGGUUUUGCUGGUUCAACGGGUGACCCACAGAUCCAGUUGAAUUGUGUCUUGAAAUGGAGCUUGGACAUAGAUAUUCUGCCCAGAGGAAAAGACCGGAAAUGGUUGAGGAUUGGUCUUGGGGUAGGUGUUCCAGUGGCGACAUUGCUCGUGGUCCUCCUAUGGGCAAUUAUUGUGGACCGGAGAAGAAGAAAAGGCUCGGAUGAGGCUGCUGAUCAGUUUGGCAAGUUGAAAUGGCUGCCUGGAAUGCCAAGAGAGUUCAAGUACAAGGAAUUGAAGAACGCCACCAACAAUUUUCACGAGAGUAUGAAGCUUGGCGAAGGUGGGUUUGGAAUAGUCUACAAAGGCGUCGUCCAUCUCCAUGACAAGGACCAUGUCAACAGUAACAAUCACAACGCCAACCAAGUGGCUGUCAAGAAAUUCUCAAGAGACAGCAUCAAAAGCAAGGAUGAUUUCCUGGCUGAGCUCGCCAUCAUUCAUCGUCUUCGCCAUAAAAAUCUCGUCCGCUUAGUAGGUUGGUGCUACGAGAAAGGGAAGCUUCUACUGGUGUAUGACUUCAUGCCAAACGGCAGCUUGGACGGCCACCUCUAUGGCGCUUCCAACCAUGGCACUCUGAAUUGGAGCCAUCGAUACAAGAUACUAACCGGCAUAGCAUCAGCUUUGCAUUACCUCCACAACGAGUAUGAUCAAAAGGUGGUGCAUCGUGACCUCAAGGCUAGCAACAUCUUGCUUGAUGUAGACUACAAUGCUCGGCUAGGUGACUUCGGCCUUGCCCGAGCACUGGAAAAUGAAAGGCAUUCCUAUGCUGAGCUAGCAUUAUCUGGAGUCCCUGGUACAAUGGGUUAUGUUGCUCCAGAGUGCUUUCAUACAGGGAGUGCCACCCCUGAAUCUGAUGUUUUUGGCUUUGGGGCAGUGGUGCUUGAGGUUGUUUGUGGCAGAAGGCCUGGAAUCAAGAUCCAACACCAGCAAGAUCUUUAUACUUUAGUUGAUUGGGUUUGGAUGUUACAUCGUGAAAGGCGAAUUGUAGAAGCUGUGGAUGAACGCCUCAACAACGAAUUCGUGGUUGAUGAAGCGAAGAGGUUGUUACUACUGGGGUUGGCAUGUUCACAUCCUAUUGCCAGUGAAAGGCCUCAAACUCAGGACAUCUUCCAAAUUAUGAAUGGAACUUUGCCGGUCCCUCAUGUACCUCCAUUCAAGCCUGUCUUUCAAUGGCCUGCUGGUAUUCUUACACCUCUUAGCUCCAUUGACAAUUCGCUUUCCAGCUCGGCAUUUUCUUUACAAGAUGUUGUUGGACGGCGGAGUGUAAAAACAACAUCGCAGAGGAAUUCAACACAUCCCCAGGCUUAACUUCUGCAGCUUCAAGAAUGUGUAGGCCACUAUGAUCGGCUAAAAGUACUGACUUUGGUGAGCCCUGGAAAAUUGAAGGCAACUCCAUGCAGAGCUUCGAUUACUUGGAGUCCCUGAUACAAUGGGUUAUGUUGCCCCAAGUGCUCUCACACAGUCCCCUGAAUCUGAUGUUUUUGGCUUCAGGGCAGUGGUGCUCAAGGCUUUACGUUGCAGAGGUAACAGCAUCAAGGUCCCGCACUGCAACAUUUUUAUAGUGGGUUGAUUUUGAAAUACUAAUUAAUUUUUUAUACAAGAUGAGGGUGCUAUGACUUGAACCAAAAGUUAAAUUUGGAUUAAGAUUUCUAACAUUUAUUCUAGUAUAAAUGUCCUUGAUCACACUGUGAAUAGCUCAAACACAGAUGAAGUUCAAAAUGGAAGCUAGCAGAUAUUCUUGUCUUAGAUGUUCUGAAUUAGUUGUUCACAUUUACAACCUCUUAAGAAAUGAUUACUGCAUUUGAGGUUCUAAA
Molecule: messenger RNA, 2805 nt
Organism: Theobroma cacao (cacao)
Lineage: Eukaryota; Viridiplantae; Streptophyta; Magnoliopsida; Malvales; Malvaceae
Product: putative L-type lectin-domain containing receptor kinase S.5
Biological process (GO): protein phosphorylation
Molecular function (GO): protein kinase activity; carbohydrate binding; ATP binding
Source: RefSeq, a predicted model, not a curated record